Drosophila navojoa is the source of this 931-nucleotide messenger RNA. RefSeq names its product Myb-interacting protein 40 (gene mip40). Gene Ontology annotation, cellular component: Myb complex; transcription repressor complex. Lineage: Eukaryota; Metazoa; Arthropoda; Insecta; Diptera; Drosophilidae. Gene Ontology annotation, biological process: negative regulation of transcription by RNA polymerase II. The record is from RefSeq and is a predicted model, not a curated record.
AUUCACUGUGUUUACAUUUGAAAAUUAGAUUUAAAGAAUUGAAAAAAGAAACUAAUAUUAAUAUCAACAUUAUGAAAGUGACUCCAAAGAAACCACGCGCCACAGCUAUUGAGGGCACGCUGCGCUCGCGUGAAUCCCGCAAAGAAGCUGCAAAGGAUGAGUCUGAAGCACCACCUCCGUUGCUGCAAAUUGACGACGACAUGGAAUCCGAACUGCCCAUACGAGGACGCCCCUCCAAGAAGCUGCAACUGCAAAAGCAACUACAACGUGCUCAAUCCAAUGCCAAACAGCAAGCUGAAGUGAAGAGUGAGUCCGCAGCAGAAACCGAAGCUGAAGCGCCAACAACAUCUGCUAACGCAACCGGGGCAGGAAGAUCCAAAGCCAAACGGUCGCUUUACAAAAAGAGCGGGAACAAUGCAGUCCAAAAAUCACACAGUGAAAGCUAUGUAAUGCGUCUCUUCGAACGCAGCCUGGAUCUGUCCAAGUACAAAGAGAACACACCGCUCUAUCCCAUUUGUCGCGCCUGGAUGGCCAACCAGCCACGCAAUCCCAGCGUGGCGGUCUACAACACAGACGGCACAGUGCCCAUAGUUAAGCGUGAGGACGAUGCCGAGGAGGUACUCAGCAAGUUGCUGAGCGGCGAAUUGAAAGUUUUAAAGCAAAUGCCACAGGCGCGCAAAACCGAGAUGUCGCCCAUCCCACCCCGACUGCCCAACACCCAGGACGAGAAGCUGAAGGGGGCCAGCAAGGAGGAGCUGCUGGCCGAGAAUAUCGGCCAUUGGAAGCGGGUGCGCAGUCACUGGCUGAAGCAUGCGCAGAAAUAUGAACACGAGCGCUACGAAAUAAUUGACCAGAUAAUGGAUGCUGUGUGCAAGCGUGAAUGAAAAUGCAAUUUUAAUAUAAUUUCACUUGAAUAAAUCUUUAUUUGUAA